Molecule: messenger RNA, 456 nt
Organism: Prunus persica (peach)
Lineage: Eukaryota; Viridiplantae; Streptophyta; Magnoliopsida; Rosales; Rosaceae
Exons: 2
Coding region: 1-456 (151 amino acids)
Source: RefSeq, a predicted model, not a curated record
AUGGUAACAAGAGGUGACGUAAGCAGUUAUCGUAAUCGUCACGGAACAAUAUCACAAAAUAUAUUAGCAGCUUGUACCUUUGAUUUAGAAUUCAUAUAUGUGCUUAGUGGGUGGGAGGGCUCAGCUCGUGAUUCAAGAGUACUAAAUGAUGCUUUAACAAGGAGGAAUGGACUUAAAGUGCCACAAGGUCAAGGUCGUGACCCUGCAAAAGAAGUUGAGUUGUUCAGUCUUCGUCAUGAGUCCUUGAGGAAUGUCAUUGAGAAGAUCUUUGGUAUAUUUAAAUCACGAUUUACAAUUUUCAAGUCUGCACCUCCAUUCCCAUAUAGGACACAAACAGAGCUAGUGUUAGCUUGUGCUGGACUACACAACUUUCUUCGAAAGGAAUGUCGAUCAGACGAGUUUCCUAUUGAAUUGGAGAAUGAAUCUUCUUCAUCUUCGUCAUUACCGGUUAAUUAA